Molecule: messenger RNA, 786 nt
Organism: Rhopilema esculentum
Lineage: Eukaryota; Metazoa; Cnidaria; Scyphozoa; Rhizostomeae; Rhizostomatidae
Source: RefSeq, a predicted model, not a curated record
AUGGAUACUGCUGUUAAUGUUAACAAGUCCAGGGGACGUGGACGAGGAAGACGAGAAAAUCCAGUCACAAGUAGCGAUAAAGCACCCGGGCACAAUGUAAAGGAUACAGAUGCCAAAGUUAACAUUUUGGCAUUGCUACAAAGUGGAUCUGUACAGGCAGCUGUCGAUUUUUUAGAUAAUGCCCAUGGCGAUAUUCUCCCGGCUUUAUUGGACGACGUUGUUGAUAAAGUAUGUAAUUCAAUUUUAGAAAAUGUAGAGGUUGUGGAAAAUUCAGCAGGGCUCUUUAAAAGGCUUUGGGAUGACGAGUUUAAAGAGAGUGCGUUAGUUAGACGGUCACUUUUACUACGAUUACAGAAACAAUACACAGGGAGGGAUGGUUUGACUGAUGCAGCUUUCCAAGGUUAUGCCUCUUUCCUUUGCGAGCUUUUCAGUCAAUUGAGAGUGCAAGGACAUUAUCUUCUUGCAUUAGUGGCUCCAGUGUAUGCUGUUUUGACUGAUUUCCUAAAACAAAGAGACAAAUCUCAAGACAACCUGUUAACGUUUCACAUGUUAAUGUGUAAGCAUGGCUUGCUGUUGGAGAAAGUUGCUAAAGAUAAGAUGGCAGAGUUGAUAAAUAUUAUUAGGGGUACUUUGUUGACGGAAACAGCAAAAACUGCAAACAGCAGGCUAAAGAUAUGUGUUUUAUUGGAAAUAGUGGAGUUAUAUGCAUCAAACUGGGUGCUAUCAGAUGAUGUCAAACAAUACUACAGUGACAAACUUGCUGAUAUUAUGACAGAAAUUGAGUAA